AUGGGCGGAGGUCACAAUUGGCCGUCAAGGCGACAAGCACUGUCAAACACCUCCGGUAACCCAAUCAUCCCCGGCUGGUACGCAGACCCCGAUGCGCGGAUCUUCGAAGGCCAAUACUGGAUCUUCCCCUCGCUAUCCCUCUCCUACGACCAACAGACCUACUUCGACUGCUUCUCAUCUCCCGACCUCAUCCACUGGACCAAACAUGAGCGCAUCCUUGACUUUGCAGAUAUCCCCUGGUCCACUAACCGAGCCGCUUGGGCGCCGACUGUCGCGUUUAAUAAUAGGGAUGGGGCUUAUUAUAUGUAUUUCUCCGCUGGGGAUGGCGCUGGCAUCGGCGUUGCGAAAUCUACCACCGGUCCGUCGGGCCCUUAUAAGGAUGUGCUCGGUAAACCGUUGAUUCGCGAUGUCAUCUUUGGCGGUCAGCCGAUUGACCCUGCCGUUUUUAUUGACGAUGAUGCUCGCUCGUAUCUGUUCUGGGGAGGCUGGUCGCAUGGUCUUGGUGCCGAGUUGGACGAUGAUAUGGUCUCUUUCAAGACAGAUAUCCUUGAACUAACACAGGCAAACUAUGUCGAAGCCCCCUACAUGAUCAAACGGAGAGGCGUAUAUUACUACAUGUACAGCGUGGGAGGAUGGGGUGACAACUCUUACGGCGUCGAAUACGUAACGUCCACGAUCUCACCCCUGGGGCCCUUCACCAACCCUACCAAAACCAACAGCAGCAUAACAAACCACAUUCUCUCUCCAGAUCCAGCCGUCGCACAAGGAACAGGAAGUAAUGGUGUUCUACACAUCCCUGGUACAGAUGACUGGUACAUUGUGUAUCAUUGCCGUCCUCUCGGUGACUCGGCUGCUAAUCAUCGGUAUGUGUGCAUUGAUAAAAUGGAGUUUUGUGACGAUGAUGACACUGGUGGUGGAUAUAUAAAACCGGUUAAGAUAACGCUAGAUGGUGUUGCUGCUCGUCCGCUGUUGCCUUGCUCUGAAGACGAGUUCUAG
Messenger RNA from Talaromyces atroroseus, 996 nucleotides. RefSeq lists its product as hypothetical. Gene Ontology annotation, molecular function: hydrolase activity, hydrolyzing O-glycosyl compounds. The record is from RefSeq and is a predicted model, not a curated record. Bases 1 to 996 code for a protein of 331 amino acids. NCBI's taxonomy places the organism in Eukaryota, Fungi, Ascomycota, Eurotiomycetes, Eurotiales, Trichocomaceae. The transcript has 2 exons. Gene Ontology annotation, biological process: carbohydrate metabolic process.